Molecule: messenger RNA, 4129 nt
Organism: Pygoscelis adeliae (Adelie penguin)
Lineage: Eukaryota; Metazoa; Chordata; Aves; Sphenisciformes; Spheniscidae
Gene: RPGRIP1L
Product: RPGRIP1-like
Exons: 26
Coding region: 66-3857 (1263 amino acids)
Biological process (GO): non-motile cilium assembly; retinal rod cell development
Cellular component (GO): photoreceptor connecting cilium
Molecular function (GO): thromboxane A2 receptor binding
Source: RefSeq, a predicted model, not a curated record
AGCAACAGCGUCAGCUCUAACAGAGCGAUGAGAGAAGACGUAGGGCUAGCAGGGAGCUAUAAGCCAUGUCUGUUCCAGCUGAUGAAACUGUGGGGGACCUGCCUGUGAGAGAUGUAGGUCUAACUCUAGCUGGAAUUGGAGGAUUACAAGAAUCAUCAACUACACAGAAUGUAAAAGCUCGACAAGCUAUAUCACGGAUCAGUCGAGAGGAACUCGAAGACAGAUUUCUUCGUUUACGUGAUGACAACAUCUUGCUCAAACAGCAUGCAAAUAAGCAAGAGGAUAAAAUUAAAAGAAUGGCCACCAAGUUAAUACGGCUUGUUAAUGACAAAAAAAGGUCUGAACAGGUUGGUGGCGGCCCCAAGCGGCUGGGUCAGGCUGUGGAGCUGGAAGAAAUGAUUGAGCAUUUGCAAGAGAGAGUUCGUGAGCUUGAGAAACAAAACGAGAACCUCCGCAGCAAACUCGUUUCAACUAAACAGCAGCUUGAGAUUCAAGGCCAUAGGCCUUGUCCGUACAGCUAUGUUCAAUCUCGUAUUAACACUGGUCUCAAAAAAGUGAGUGAGGCUGCUGGCAUGCCAGAGCACACAAAGAAAGGAAUGAGAUUUCAGGAUUUAGAAGUGAGAUCACUUAACCUUGUGCUCCCAAGAUAUGGACAGAGUCUGCUUGAGGAUCCAAGGGCUGAAAUAAGAAAUUUGGAGACUGUGAUUGAGUCCCAAAGGGAACACAUUGAGCAACUAGAACAUGCCAGAGGGAUACUUGUGAGUCAGCUAAAAAGGAAAGGAAAGGAAAUUGAAGAAUCCGUCCUACGGCUGAAAGAGCAAGAAACAACAAGCCAAAGGCUAAACAUUCGGGACAAUGUGGAAAUGAUCAAGGUCCGUAAACAGCUGGUUGAGAAAAGCAAUGCUCUUUCAGCGAUGGAAGGAAAAUUUCUCCAGCUUCAAGAGAACCAAAGGAACUUGAAGACGAGCCAUGAUGCUUUAAUAGCAAAAGGUGAUGAACUGAAUCUACAGCUUAAAGAGGAGCGGUUAAAGUGCCUCCAUCUUGAAAAAGAAUUGCAAUCAGUGACUAUUUCAAACCGAAGGACAGAGGAGUUACAGGAAAGAAUAAAUGAUCUAGAAAAAGAGAAGGAACUCUUGAGAGAAAACUAUGAUAAGCUGUAUAACAGUGUCUUCAAUAUGACCCAUGAACAGCAAUGGAUAUUAAAGGAACAGCAACUGAAACUGCAAAUUGCUGAACUAGAGGCUGCUAUCGAAUCUGAUUUAGCACACAAAAAUGAAAUCCUUGACAAGAUCAAAGUAGAAAGAGACCAAAAGGAAAAGCUGAUGCAAGAGAAUAAAGACCUGCAGUUAUGCUACCUGAAACAUAAGCAACAACUAGAUGAAAUGAAAAAUCACAUGAAGUUUUUGACGAAGGAAAGUGAUAUUGAUGUGGCAGAACUCAGUGAAGCUCUCUUGCUUAUAAAGGUUCAAAAGCAGCAGAAAAAUGGGGACCUAAUGUUUUUGGAAAAAGUAGAAGAUGAUAUCCAUAAAGAUUUAGAACACUCCAUGCAGGAGCUGCAGUUAACACAUGCGGAAACAGUGCAAGAACUUGAAAAGACAAGGAAUAUGUUAAUUGUGCAGCACAAAAUUAACAAAGAUUACCAGACUGAAGUAGAAGCAGUGACACAAAAGAUGGAAAGUCUACAGAAAGACUAUGAGUUAAAACUGGAACAGUAUGUCCAUCUUCUUGAUAUUAGAGCUGCACGCAUCCGAAAACUAGAAGCCCAACUAAGAGAUAUUGUCUAUGGUACAAAACCGCAUAAAUCCAGACCAGAAAUAUUGCCGGGUGAUCCAGUGGAUGAAUUUGAUGAAACUUUACAUUUACGAAGAGGAGAGAACCUUUUUGAAAUUCAUAUCAGCAAAGUGAUCUUCUCUUCUGGAGCUAUGCGUGCUUUUGGUGACCAUGAACCUGCAACUUUUUGUACUUAUGCAUUCUAUGACUUCGAACUUCAGACAACCCCAGUAGUUUAUGGGCGUACCCCAUCGUAUGACUUCACUUCUCAGUAUCUUGUGCAGGCUGAUGACUGCUUCUUGCACUAUAUACGGCAAAAGAGUAUCACGCUUGAGGUUCAUCAUGCAUAUGGCACAGAUUAUGAAACAGUUGCUGCAUGUCAACUGAAGCUCCACGAAAUCUUGGAGAACAGUGGGAAGUUCUACAGCACAGCAAAUUUAGUUGGAAUCAAAGGAAACAUUCAAAAUUAUGGUACCGUAGAAUACGGGAUCAGGUUACGAGUUCCUAUAGAUCAAGCUAUUAGUCUCUACAAAGAGAGGUCAAAGGCUCUGGGGUAUAUAACAUCCAAUUCUAGGGAACGUGAACAACCAUCUCAGCAGCAGAUACUCAGAACUGCCCAAGUCAGCACUUCAACAGAUGGCAAUUUAAAUGAACUCCACAUUACAAUAAAAUGUUGUAACAGUCUACAAUCCCGAAAAAAACAUCUUCAGCCAAAUCCUUAUGUUGUCUACAAGUUCUUUGAUUUUGCAGACCAUGAUACUCCCAUCAUUCGUAGCAGCAACAAUCCACAAAUAGAUGACCAUAUGUGUUUCCAAGUGCCAAUGAAUGCAGAUUUAGACCGAUACCUAAAAUCAGAAUCUGUAACCUUUUAUGUAUUUGAUGAUGGUGAAACGGAAGAAGAUAAUUUAGACAAGAUUUGCAUUUUGCUUUCAGGUACUUUUGAACUAACAGAUUCUGAAAGACGCGCUACUGGUACCAUCACAGUUGAAUUAAAAUGGAAGUUUGUCUACCUACCACCAAGUGGAUCAACAAUGGCGGCACACGUAGUGAAUUACACUCAAAAUGAGAAGUCAAUGGCAACUAAAUUACUAGCAGAGGAAAAAACGCAGACUCCAGCCCUGUCUCCUUCUUUUACUUCAUCAGUGACAAAACCAACACCCAAACCAAGGCAGCGUGCAGCUCAAGCAGACAAGAAAGUAUCUUUUCUGGAUCUUAGUACAAUACAAAUGGCAGGCUCUGUUGUUGAAAAUAACAUGGAACUUGCACAGAAGAUGAAGGCUUCAAGAGUUCCAAGUGUUUCAGAGCAUGUAGUACAUGAGGUUAAACAAGAAAGGCUAGCAGAUGAUAAGGUGAAGGAGAUGGCUGAAGAAAUUCAACAGGAAAAGGAAGACCUCUCACAUCUGUCAGAGGGGCAGUUGGCCGACCAAAGCUCAGUUACCUCUGGAGAUGAUACAGAAAUAACUGAAGAAUUGGAACCAGAAGAUCAAGAUGAUGGACAAGAAAAUGAUGCCAUUGAAUCAAUAACAACUGACAGCGAUGACUGUAUUGUUUCAAGUCCAGUAUCCAAGAAUAUUAAACAGGCAACUGAAAAAAUCCGGAUUGAAAUUAUAUCACUCACUCUUACUGAGUCACGAAUUGCAUCAGAUGAAACAGUACAGCAGCUGUUUGUAGAAUGCAGAUUAUACAAUUUCCUUGCAGAGGAGACACCACUGUCACUUCCAAAACCAACAAGUGGUCAGAGGAUUCACUAUAACUAUAGCAAUGUGAUACAUGUGGAUAAGGCAAAUAAUCAUGCAAGAAGAGAGUAUCUCAAGUCUAUGCUUCUAAAGCCAGAUCUACAUACUGACAGCCUACGAUUUACAGUGGUCAGUGAUCCCCCAGAAGAUGAACAGGAUCUUGAAUGUGAAGAUAUCGGUUUCGCUUAUGUCAGUUUGAGAGAGAUAUUCCAGAAGCAAAGAGAUAUCAUUGAGCAAGAUACUGACAUUUUCGAUUCACAAGAUGAUAGUGCAGUAAUUGGAAAGCUCAAAGUAACAGUGGAAGCCCUCCAUGCACUGCGUUCAGUCUAUGAGGAAUGCAAAGAUGACUAGGAGGCAUGAAAGGGAAGUUUGCCUACAGAAGUUCCUUCUCCCAGUGUAAAUACAUGCUUGAUAGUGCUUCAAAGAUGAGAUCUUUGUAAUUCUUACAGUAUAUUUAAUGUAUAAUUUAUAUGAAAAGGACGCUUGAUUUGUAGUUGUAAAGUUUUGUAUACUUUUCAGUCUGUUUGUUUUUAUAUUUCCCCCCUAAGGCUAAGAAUCUCUCCACAAUGGACAACUUCUUGUAAAUAAUUAAUACCUACAUGAUUGAAUGAUGUGCUUUAUUU